Messenger RNA from Beauveria bassiana ARSEF 2860, 417 nucleotides. RefSeq names its product Epl1 protein. The record is from RefSeq and is a predicted model, not a curated record. The transcript is spliced from 2 exons. Lineage: Eukaryota; Fungi; Ascomycota; Sordariomycetes; Hypocreales; Cordycipitaceae. Bases 1 to 417 code for a protein of 138 amino acids.
AUGCAUUUCUCAAGCAUUUUCAGUCUUGCUGCUCUUGCCAGCGCAGUCAUGGGAACUACUGUUUCCUACGACACUGGCUACGAUGACGGCAGCCGCUCGCUCACCAAAGUCGCCUGCUCCGACGGCGACAACGGCCUCAUCUCCCGCUACCACUGGCAGAGCCAGAGCCAGAUCCCGCGCUUCCCGUACAUUGGCGGCGCGCAGGCCAUUGGCGGCUGGAACUCGCCGGCGUGCGGGUCCUGCUGGAAGGUCGAGUACAAGGGCCGCUCCGUCACGGUGCUGGCCAUUGACCGCGCCGUCAGCGGGCUCAACAUUGGCCUGCACGCCUUGAACGACCUCACGGGCGGCCGUGGCGUCGAGGUUGGCCGCAUCGAGGCCCAGGUUACCCAGGUUGAUGUCGGCCAGUGCGGCCUGUAA